AUGUCAUCCUCAGGAGGUACAGGCUCUAGCCUAGCGAAAGCUGUGGUGAUCGUUUCCGGUGUCUCGUCCCUGGUGGCUUCACUUUUGUCGCUUCUGUCGAUAUGGCUACAAACGAAAAACUAUCGAAAACCGCUCCUCCAACGAUAUGUUGUUCGUAUACUUCUGAUGGUUCCUAUAUAUGCGGCUGCUUCCUGGACGAGCAUUGUAUCACUGAAGGCGUCUCUUUGGCUGGAUCCUAUUCGCGAUGUUUAUGAGGCCUUUACUAUCUACACCUUCUUCCAGUUACUCAUCAAUUUUCUCGGAGGUGAGCGGGCCUUGAUCAUCAUGACCCACGGUCGUCCUCCGGUACAACAUGCCUGGCCACUGAACCAUUUCCUGCCCAAACUCGAUAUCUCCGAUCCGCACACCUUCCUGGCCGUGAAGCGCGGUAUACUCCAGUAUACAUGGUUAAAGCCAAUCCUAGCUAUCGUAUCUAUCAUUAUGAAAGCUACAGAUAGCUACCAAGAGGGUUACCUGGGCUUAACCUCUGGUUACCUCUGGACAGGGAUUGUGUAUAAUGUUAGCGUCACGAUAAGUUUGUACUCGCUGGCGAUGUUUUGGGUUUGCCUUCACAACGACCUGGCGCCAUUCCGUCCUGUGCCAAAGUUCCUUUGCGUCAAACUCAUUAUUUUUGCUUCCUAUUGGCAAGGUUUCUUCUUGUCCAUCUUGCAGUGGCUCGGGGCUUUAUCCAACGGUGUCGCGGGGUACACUCCUGACAACCUCGCCGCUGCAAUUCAGGAUUCCUUGAUCUGCUUUGAAAUGCCUAUAUUUGCGGUUACUCAUUGGUAUGCAUUCUCUUGGCAUGAUUAUGCUGACCCAACCAUCUCCUCCGCGCGGCUUCCAGUAAUAUAUGCGCUGCGGGAUGCCUUUGGCAUCAGAGACCUAAUCGAGGACACAAAGAUGACGUUGCGAGGCGAGAAUUAUGCAUACAGGCUAUUCGACUCUGGAGACCAUAUUAUGGCGCAUGCUGAAUCCGAGUCUCGGGUGAGACGGAUGAUGCACGGCAUGCGAUACGAGCGCGGAGGGAAGGGCAAGUACUGGAUUCCUACACCGGGUGAAAUCAACAGUCGCACACCAUUACUUGGUGGUGCUGAAUCAAGUAGACGGGGCAGUCUCGUGGAACGGUUCCGCUCGCCCAGUGAUGUUGAAGAAUCGACACUAGACGAGGGAGAUGAACAGCUGUUCACCAAGGCUCGAGCGCUGGAGUUUGGUGACUGGAAUUAUCCGGUGAUAACGGCAAAUCAAGCGCCACAAGAUCAGCGUUUGGCUGCUCCAUUCAGCUAUCAAGAUUCGCAACAACCAGAAGUAGUGAAGAAGUCCCGCAAGCACCGAAAAGUGCGUGCGCCCGGCAGCGAAGAAACGCAGCCAAAGGGUGACAGCACACCGAGCAAAUCACGCAUGCAGCGUACUGAAAACCGGGCUCCUCUUCAGCGAGGCCCGAGCUCUUCUACUUCUCAAAACUCACACCGCAGCCAAUUAGUUGACCUUGUAGUCGAAGAUCGAGAAGCCGAAGAGAAAGAACGAUUUGAGCAGCAGAGAAUGACUGGCUCCGCAUUGUUAGAGCCAGAACAUCGAUAUUUCCAGACGCCAUCCGGUCACCCAUUGAGCGAGCAGUCUAAGAUCACCCAUAGUGAGGGUUCUGGUUCCCCCAGUGAACGCGCAAAGCAACCGACCGAGAGAGAUGAGGACACGGCCAACGAUGAAUCAAAAACCCCAGGGUGGUCGUAUGAAGGGUUGGAGGAGAAUGUUUGGGGUCAAUGA
This is a messenger RNA of Aspergillus bombycis, 1800 nucleotides long. Its product is annotated as OSTA/TMEM184 family protein. The record is from RefSeq and is a predicted model, not a curated record. Gene Ontology annotation, molecular function: transporter activity. The transcript has 7 exons. Gene Ontology annotation, biological process: transport. NCBI's taxonomy places the organism in Eukaryota, Fungi, Ascomycota, Eurotiomycetes, Eurotiales, Aspergillaceae. Bases 1 to 1800 code for a protein of 599 amino acids.